Echinostoma caproni is the source of this 375-nucleotide messenger RNA. The record is from the annotation of a GenBank genome assembly. NCBI's taxonomy places the organism in Eukaryota, Metazoa, Platyhelminthes, Trematoda, Plagiorchiida, Echinostomatidae.
AUGCCACCGGCAUUGCGCGACCAUACCGCUGCACUGCUUAGCAAGUGGCGUCAAGAUGCUCCGGCUCCAUGUAUCAGCUCGAUAGCGGAACAAUCGGCUACCAGUUCGACGCAAAGCCCUGCUGACAUCACAGAUUCCUCCGCUGAUUCCCAGUCGAAUACGGCGGCUUCGCUGGUUAAUAAUGCAGCAGCUCACGAUGAUGGAUUAGACGCGCUUCCCCCCACCCCGCCACCUAAUCUUUUAUUCCGACUUUAUCAGAACUCAGAUAACGGAUCACGGGAGUUGCUGUGCAACUUCCUUCAAACUUCAUCCUCAUUGUCGCCUCUGGCCGCGCCAAAACGACGUCGAACCGGUCGUCGUGGAACUAAUCGUUGA